AUGUUCUGGAUUGAAGAAAGUCCAACCUCGCAAGGGGACGAUGAUUCCGAAGUCCCGUUUGAUGAAUCUCCUGGAAAGCCAAUGGCUUGCGAACAAGAAAUUGAAUUAAUCAUUAGACCGGAUGACGAUGAUUAUCCGUACAAGGCAUUGGAUGCAGAUGAAGAUACCUGGCCGGAAACGCUCUCUGCCUACGGUGGAACCAGCACUCUUGUCUCGGAUGAAGUGGACAAGGAGAGCACUGGGAAUAAGGAUUCAUCUUCCAAUGAUGAUUCUUCUGAUCAAGUGGACAAUGCCGAAGAUUGCCAUUCCGAAGCUUCCUCAGUCGAUGACGAUGCCACUCAGGUCAUGGGAGAGCAUCACACAAUAGAAGGACCGGAAGACGAAAGGACCUUUACCACUGCCCAAGAUCAAGACGAAGAGUUUGUCUACUUGGCCCCUAAGGUUCGAUCGGAAGAGGCGAGAAUAAUGCCUGCGAACGAAGAUUCCUUCGAGACCAAUCUGGAAGAAGAUCGGUCUCCGGAAUCCUCCAGUCUGACACCAGCAGAGGCUUCACCAGAAGAACGAAACCAGGAAUCCAACAUUCUUCAAGUGGAGGAAAGUGCCAAAGAUUUGCAAGUCGCUGAGGCAUCAAACAUGGAAGCAGCAGCAGCAGCAGCAGCAAACUCUCAGCAACAAGAUUCAGCUGGAGCAACCAUUGCUCCUGCUGUUGCCCUUGUUGAGGAUGCUGAUGCUAAUGAGGAUUCCGCGAACGGUGCCCCCGCCCUUGUCAGUGAACCAAUCGAAGCUCAUGCUGACGAUGGUGGUGGUGAUGAUGACGACGAGAAUGAUGCAGCGUCCAUGUCGGCUGUUUCUGAAACCAAACCACUCAACGAAAUGAACGAUGAAGACGAAGAACAAGAACAAGACCAAUUUGAUUCCGAAUCAUCACUAUCCGAACGUGAUUGGUAUGAUCAAUGGGAACCUCUCGAAGAAACGGGUGAUGGCAUUUCCUGCAUCACCAACAUGUUUGCCUCCGUUAUAAAGGACAGCUCCAUGAUGCCAAAAGAAGAAGAAGACGAAGAUGGCAUGGGCGAACUACCAUUCUCCCUAGCCAAUCCUACCAUGAUGUCUGUCUUUUCGGAUGGUGGUGCCGAUGAGAUUUCGCAGUUUGCCAAAUGCGCAGCUACCAUCAAAUCCGAACCUCCAUCGCGAAAGGCCUGUAAAGUGGUGAUUGACGCUCCAGAGCUUCAAAGAGAGUACUCUUCUUCAUCAUCAUCAUCCUCUUCGGGUGGCAAGAUGCCGAAGCAAGUCGUCUUGAUUGUCGAGGGCGAAGACGAUAAUGGAGAGACUACACCCAUGACGUUGCAUGAAUACUUGAAUUUGCAUUGCCAACAAGGAUCUCGCAAGGAACGCCGUCGACGAAUCAUGGAACGUCAACGCAGUGCGCUGUCGAGGAUCACUCCCGUCAUGGCGGCCACGUCUGCCCCGGGAUCGACCUCCACAGGGGCCCACGGGUUUUUGGACCACUUUUUGGAAUUUGAUCCUUUGGCGCAACUCCAGAACAUCUGGGAUCUUGCCGGAUAA
Cylindrotheca closterium is the source of this 1563-nucleotide messenger RNA. NCBI's taxonomy places the organism in Eukaryota, Bacillariophyta, Bacillariophyceae, Bacillariales, Bacillariaceae. The record is from the annotation of a GenBank genome assembly.